AUGUCGACACAACAGCAAGCCAUGAUUAUGGAUACGCUCCUCACACUGAGGCGGACGCGGAAGCGCAAAGCCCACGACUCCGACUCCGACUCUUCAAUCGACGAAACCACGAACCGCGGGAACAAGCUGAAGAAGAGAGCGAGAUUUGUCCACGAAGGCCGGCUGGCGUCGUCUAUGGGACCCGCGGCGUACAAGGAGGUGGGUGUUGGCGCCACAAGGAUCGUGAUGAUGGGUUGCGGACUGGGACUGACGAGAUUGCAGAUCGCAGAACAUGCCGGGUACCAACGCGCAAUCAUCAACCUCAACCCGCCCUUGAUUGACGAGGACGGCUACGACAUCGACAGCGACGAUGACGAGGAGCAGGUUCAGGAGGCCAUUGCCUCAGCCUUGGAGGAAAACCCUUACUCGUCAGUCCGGCUCGAGCUUGGCGACAACACCUGGGCGCCCUGCGGGCUCAUGACGGCCCCCGACAACCGCGAUGCAGUGCUAUUUAGCGACACAGCGAGUUUUUUUAACCGCCCAGUCGGCCGCGCCCCCACAAGGUCCCAACAUCCGGCGCAAACGGCGUCUUUUAAGAGCAUAUUUACAGAGUCGGCGGUACGAGGAACAGCGCAAGGUGCGACCCAGUCACGAACCCACGCCGGGCAAGACAGGGAACCAGGCGAGAAGGCAAACGGAAGGGAAUCACCCGCAGACGCACAAUCAGACAAUUACGGUAAAGACGGAUCCGGCAAGGGACCAGCCACGACUAAGAGCCUGGAAAAGGGCGGCCAAGCUGGUGGGAUCGCGGAUCACGAAGGGCAGAACGACGGUGUCCUUGUUAACGGGGACACUUCCUCAGCCAAACCCGGUGCGACUGAGGGUCGGGACGUGGAAAUGGUCGAGCCAUCUGCCGCAGACCAAGAGCGACCAAACAGAAACGGGGUUCCCCCACCGCCAGAUAUGCUCGCCGCGUUUCCGCUCCCCGAGAUCACCGGUGAGCUCUUCAUACACCCGCUCUUCCAGCUCCCACCAGCCGCGCGGCCGGACCGGAACCUGGGCCUCCCCGACCAGGAAGCGGAGGAGGUGCGGCGCCUACUGCUGUUAUACGUGCAGAAGCAGGAGGAGAUCUGCCGGGGCACCAAGCGGCUGUACGAGGGGCUGCUCAAGGCAGACCGGCUCCGCCAGACGGUGUGGCACUGGUCCAAGGCCGAGGCGCACUCCGGGCCCAACCGCGACAUGUCGGACGGCGAGGACUGGUACGACAAGGAGGCGUGGGGCCUGACGGAGGACCUGAAGAAGGGGGAGGACGAGGUCGAGGAGGAUACGGCGCAGACGCAGAAGAAGACGCGGAACCGCAAGUGA
Molecule: messenger RNA, 1344 nt
Organism: Chaetomium globosum CBS 148.51
Lineage: Eukaryota; Fungi; Ascomycota; Sordariomycetes; Sordariales; Chaetomiaceae
Exons: 3
Coding region: 1-1344 (447 amino acids)
Biological process (GO): negative regulation of rDNA heterochromatin formation; negative regulation of silent mating-type cassette heterochromatin formation
Cellular component (GO): cytosol; Rpd3L complex
Source: RefSeq, a predicted model, not a curated record